Nematolebias whitei (Rio pearlfish) is the source of this 4985-nucleotide messenger RNA. RefSeq names its product neural cell adhesion molecule L1.1. The record is from RefSeq and is a predicted model, not a curated record. Gene Ontology annotation, molecular function: methyltransferase activity; 2-oxoglutarate-dependent dioxygenase activity; cell-cell adhesion mediator activity. Gene Ontology annotation, biological process: cell-cell adhesion; brain development. NCBI's taxonomy places the organism in Eukaryota, Metazoa, Chordata, Actinopteri, Cyprinodontiformes, Rivulidae. The transcript is spliced from 28 exons. Bases 1 to 4239 code for a protein of 1412 amino acids.
AUGGCGUAUAAGACAGCUCGGUAUGAACUCCAAAAAGCCAUUGACAGCAAAGAGAGCAUACUGCAAAGCCUCCAGUAUAGUCGGGCGUACAUCAGUCCGCGGAGUUUCAACAAGUUUUAUGCCAGAUUUGACCAGCACACUAAGGACAUCCACCUUAAGGCCCCCUGCAACCCAGAGGAGACACACCCACAUGUCCUCAAGGCUUUGAGGCAGGUGGACUCUCGUAAGGCUGUGGGGCCAGACGUUAAUCUCAGCUGGAAGGAGAACACCACGACACUUGUGAAAAGAGCCCAGCAGAGACUUCACUUCAUUAAAGUGCUGAAGAAAGCUGGACUUGGAUAUCAGCCUCUCAUCCCUCUCAUCCAAGCUUAUAGGGGUUUUGUUGGAAGCAUCCUCACAAACGGCAUCACAGUAUGGUACGGCAGCACCACCCUGGCUGAGAGGAAGGCAUUGCAGCUUGUGAUUGAAGCUUCAGAAAAGAUCAGUGGCUUCAGCCUCCCCUCCAUGGAAGAGAUUUACACACAGCGCUUAUUCAAACCACCUGGUCUUACCCAGGCGCCCACAUCAUUUACAGCCUUUUCUCAUGAGGACAUCACACUCCCCUGUGAGGCCACUGGGAACCCCACACCAACCUUCCGCUGGGAGAAAGAUGGAAAAGAGUUUGGCCCAGAGACAAUGGGAUCUGGGACAUUAAAAGCCAAAAAAGAAGAACCCCUGGAGUCCUAUGCCGGGUUCUACCGCUGCUACGCCUCCAACUCUCUGGGGACGGCCAUGACACAAACUGUAAAGGUCAUAGUAGAACCUCAUCCCUACCUCGUAAAACAAAACAAACUGGACCAAACGGCAUACGAGGGAGAGAGCAGCAUCCUGACUUGUGACCCACCAGAGAGUUCUACUCCUCCCAAAAUCUACUGGAUGGACAUGAGUAUGGUGCACAUUGAGCAGAGCGAGAGAGUAGUGAUUGGUCUGGAUGGAAGCUUGUACUUUUCAAAUGUUCUAAUUGAUGACAGCAGAAACGACUACGUUUGCACUGCUCAUUACACGGCAGCAAGGACCAUCCUCCCUGACACUGUUGCAAGGCUGACUGUCCUACCCAGUAAUGAUGUCAUUCAUGGUAGAAGACCACACCUCCUCCGUCCCACUGGUUCCCACACUUUGGUGCAGACCUUAAGAGGUCAAAGUCUAACUCUUGAAUGUAUCCCAAAAGGCCUGCCUACUCCUAAGGUAGAAUGGCAGAAAAUUAAUGGUCAUCUCAGUCAUUUGAGAGCUGAGCUGAAGAAUCAUAAUCGCUGGCUUUAUUUUGAUCACAUCACUGAAGACGAUGAUGGAGAGUACAGAUGUAGAGCUGUCAACAGCCAUGGGAACAUGACACACUCCUUCACUGUUUCUGUUCAAGCGGCUCCCUACUGGUUUAAGGAGCCCCAAGACCUAAUGUACACGCCAGGGGAAACUGUACGACUAGACUGCCUGGCUAAGGGAAGUCCAGAGCCCAUCAUCACAUGGAACAUCAAUGGACAAACGCUAGCAGAUGUGGAUGAUGACCCUCGACGCACCAUAACAAGCAGUGCAUUGAUACUAAGGGAUGUAGAACUUGCUGACACAGCUGUGUAUCAGUGUGAAGCCACCAACAAGCAUGGCUCCAUUCUGCUCAAUGUCCAAUUGUUUGUUGUUGAACUUGCUCCAGAAAUUUUGUCCUCUGACGGGGUUGUGUACAAGGUCUUUGAAGGCGGAGACAUCCAGAUGCACUGUGAGUCUUUUGGCUCACCCCGACCAAAUAUUACAUGGGUGAGUGAGGAUAUGAUUUCUUUGAUAUUAGAUCCUCGAGUUUCUUUUUUAACUAAUGGGACAAUGGAGCUGGUGAAUGCUACGCACGAAGAUCGCGGAGUGUACACUUGCUCUGUCAAAAACACGGACAUCUUCAUCACUGCAAACUUGGAAGUCUUCAAUCGAACAGUGAUAUUUUUGGGCCCCCAGGAUGAACGCGUCCUCAGAGGAAGUACUGCUUUCCUGCAUUGUCUCUUCUACAGGGAUCCUCGACUGCAUGAUUACAAGGUUGAAUGGAGAAAGAAUGGACACACGCUACUUGAGUCAUCACGGGACGACAAGUACACUAUGUUUGAGAAUAACACAUUGGGAGUGGUGAAUGUCCAGCCAGAAGACACUGCAACUUAUUCUUGUGAGGUUUACAUUAAAUCACUGGGCAGUGUAAGUGCAACUGGAUCCAUCACUGUAGUAGGUUCACCAGACCCUCCCAGCUCUGUGUCUCUGUUUGAUAUUGAGGAUUACAGUGUCACUCUCAGCUGGACCCCAGGACCUUCACACAACAGUCCCAUUACAGAGUUCAUUGUGGAAGUUCACGAAGAGCCACAGACAGCGAAAGGGAAACAAAAGUGGAAAAAGACAAAAGUUGUACCAGGGGACUUCAACCACGUACAGCUCAUGCUCCAGCCCUUCUGUAUCUACCGGUUCCGAGUCAUUGCUGUUAAUGACAUUGGAAGAAGUGACCCCAGUGAACCUACAGAGGACCACAGUACACCACCAGCUGUUCCCGGUGAAAACCCCACUGGAGUUCGCAGUAACUCAUCAGACCCAGGGACUCUGAUUAUCACCUGGGAUAAAAUGGAACACCGCUUGCAUAAUGGUCAGGACUUUCAGUACAAAGUGUACUGGCGGGAGGCUCAAGAGAAAAAACAAAUCUGGAACUCAGCCUACAUAAAAUCUCCACCUUUUCAAAUAAACAACACAGGAACCUACAUGCCAUUUGAAAUUAAAGUCCAGGCUGUGAACACAGUUGGGACAGGACCGUCACCAGAGUCCAAGAUCGGACACUCCGGAGAGGACAAGCCAGAGGAGGCACCCACUGGAGUUGCAUGUGUUGUAACAAACAGCACAGUCAAAGUUUCAUGGAAUGAAGCCCAGAGUGUUAGAGGUCAACUGAAGGGAUACAAGAUUUACAUCAGGAGAUUGGGUCCUCUGAACAGAAGAGGCAGGAGGUCUCUCAGCAAACAUCACCACAUAGAUGAAAGAGGGAGAAUGGGACACCAAAGGCUAAAAGAGGAUGACAGCUGGGUGGUUGAAGUUCUUGGUUCAAAUACUUCUGCUGAGCUGACUGAACUGCGUCUGUUCUCUCAGUAUGAACUGUGGAUCACAGCAUUCAACAAAAAAGGAGAGAGUCCUCCCUCUAAACCUGUAGAGUUCAACACCCCCGAGGGAGUUCCUGGUCCACCUGCUUCUCUAAGGUUUGAAAGCCCUACAGAUACAUCAGUCAUUCUCUACUGGACUCCUCCACUGGAAAUCAAUGGCAAACUCCUGGAAUAUGUGGUGCAGUACCAACAAGAGGUGGAAAGCCAUGACAGCCCGCUGCAAAUACACAUGAUCAGUGAUCCAGAUGUCAAUUCCUCUGAGCUGAAAAGUCUGGACCCUAACAGCUAUUACAUCUUUAAAGUAAUCGCGCGUACGGCAGCUGGAGAUGGUCCACCCAUAACCAAGAGGGGAGCCACCAUGCAUGAAGGAGCUCCUCCGUCAAACAUCACCAUAGUUUCCAGUAAUACAUCGUUCAACCUGAGCUGGGUGCCUGGAGAGCGAGAACGGAACCAUGGCUUCCACAUUCGCUACUUCAGGAAUAGUGAUGGUGGUCAGUGGAAAAAAUCAGAAGUGGUCAACUCCACUCAGGGCUUCUAUUUUCUAUCAGGCCUCGAACAAGGAACACAGUACCAUCUAGAGAUUUUACAUGGAAACUACACCCACUGGAAAGAACAGAUAUGGACCAAAGGACCAGUUCCAUCAGAGAUGCCUGGAGGGUUUGCCACCCAAGGCUGGCUGAUAGGACUCAUCAGUGCCAUCAUCCUGCUCAUCCUGAUCCUCCUCAUCCUCUGCCUUAUUAAACGCAGCAGGGGUGGGAAAUAUGCAGUCAAGAACAAAGAAAACAAGGACGUUGGUUCAGACGUUUGGCCAAUGAAAGAUGAGACCUACGGAGAUUACAGUGAUGGAGAUGAGAAACGCUCCGACAGCCAGCCCUCUCUGUGUGACGACAGUAAGGUGGGGAGUGACGACUCAUUGGCUGAAUAUGGAGACAGUGUGGACAUCCAGUUCAAUGAAGAUGGCUCGUUCAUCGGCCAGUACAGCGGCCGUGGUCCUGCUCCCCAUGGCAACAAUGGCUCUGGUCCAGCCUCUCCAGAUUCAAUCCCCCCUCCCCCCAUUGCUCCAUCCAUGUCGAGCAUCCUCAACCGGCCAAGCUAGAUCCACACAUACUUAUCCAAACCAAACUACAUCUGCACAUGCAUGCUGCAGAAAAAAACUAAAGGGAUGGACCACUCCUGUUAACACUGCCUGUUAUAUAUAUAUAUAUAUAUAUAUAUAUAUAUAUAUAAAUAUAUACAUGACUUCAAGAAAAACAUGUUAUUCAGAAGGCCUUUUGCUCUAAAGCAGAGAAAAAGCAGAGAAGUGAAGGACGGGGCCAGCUGCAGCAGCUGUUCAUGAAUUAUUUAAAAUUAGUUCCGACAGAAAGGCUGAUAGAUUGAUUCCACUUUGUUUGCUCCAUAUCAAAUGAUUCUUAUGUCUGACUGUUAAACAAUGAAACUGGCAGAGUCCCAAAGAAAUUCAGUCUUUGUAGCUCCAGAAUGACUUUACUAAAAACUUAUUUGGGCUUUUUAUUUUAUUUUGUGAAAUCAUAACUUAUAGAUAGAUUGAAAGAAAGAAUGAAAGAAAGGAAGGAAGAAAGAGAGAAAGAAAAAAGAGAGAGGGAGGAAAGGAAGGAAUGUUGGUUGAUUUUGAGCAUUGGAUUUGUUCCUUUAAAUCAUGGGUGUCCAAAGUGUGGCCCGAGGGCCAUUUGCGGCCCUUGCAGUGAUUUAGUGCGGCCCGCAACUGCAGUUUAACAAUGGCAUCAUUUUGACCAGCAGGCUUAAGAAGUCUAUGCAGACUUUCUGUAAAUUAAUUAAUUAAUUAAAUUUGUAAUCCUUUUUUUAUACAAUGUUUAGGUUUAACAG